Myzus persicae (green peach aphid) is the source of this 1078-nucleotide messenger RNA. RefSeq lists its product as uncharacterized. The transcript has 8 exons. NCBI's taxonomy places the organism in Eukaryota, Metazoa, Arthropoda, Insecta, Hemiptera, Aphididae. The record is from RefSeq and is a predicted model, not a curated record. The coding region runs from base 360 to 896 and encodes 178 amino acids.
ACGUCGAAGCGCACACGCCCGAACAACCGUUCAGUUUGACUUAGACCCACCGCAACCCACGACACGCCGCCCGUUGCCGAUCGGUCCGCCAUCACGUGCUCGUCGUACUCGUUUUUUAUCGGGUGGAAAAUUACAGAAUAAAAUAUAAAAAUAUUUCGUUUUAAGCUUAAAACACAACAGUUACGCACAACAGACGUCGUUAUGCGUGUGUCUUUACGACUCGAGGAGGCCGAAACGAACGAAUAAUUUACAUUGUACAAUACUCGAGUCUUAUAUGUGAUUUCAUCCAAUCGAAUAACGAUCGAUUGUCGAUUUGCGCUGGUCGUAAGAUCCAGGAAUUCAUUGAAAAUUGAAAAAGAAUGAAAUCGACAACCGUACUCUACAGAUACAAUGAUAUCAGUCGUAAAAACGGUUUUUACAGUCUCAACAUAAGACAUGCGGCGAUUACCGGAGCUAUUUACACGUUGAAUAUUUCUGUAUUAGUUGUACUAAUAUACAGUUGGAUGAUAAGUUCAAAUAUGAAAAAUGCAGUUCUACUUCAAGAUGUAUUUUAUGGUGUUCAAAUCGCAUACUCUGCCGUAAUUGGAACAAAUUUGUUCAUCUUCGCUGCCAGUGUCAUAUUACUCCUUGGAAUCGUCAAAGAACGGGUAUCCCUAAUCGUACCUUGGAUUGUUGGUCUCAUAACUUUCAUGGCACUCGAAGCGGUUGCAAUUGUUUACUCGAACGUACUCAGAGACCAUGUAAAUAAGAAAUUCGACUCCUUCUGCAAAAUUGAAGUGACGUUUUACUUGAUACGGGCAGUACUAAAUGUGUUGAGUCUAUUAAGCGUGAUAAAGUUCUACAAUAUGGUGCGAUUGGGAGUAACGUGGAAAGGCCCAGAAACCAUUGAACUGUGAUGUAAACUUUCGGGACCAGGACGUUAUCCCGGUUCCAUAUCUUCGGCCGAAGACACUGACACGACUCUAUCCUCGAGCAUGGACGAUUUCUUAUAAUGAACACUGAUAACUAUUAUGUAAAUGUUGUUGUAUGUUUGUUUUGGUUGAAAAUAAUUUUUGAAAAAACCUGUAAUGAUAAAUAA